AUGGCCGUCGACGUUUGCGUAUUGGGCACCGGCCUCACCGAGAGCUUGGUGGCAGCAGCAUUCGCGCGUUUUGGACGCCGGCUGCUCCACUUGGACGCCUCGAGCGCCUACGGUGGCUGCUGGCGCUCACUAUCCCUAGCCGAGUUCGUCCACUGGGCUGGAGGGAGCACGAACUUCGAGACGCCAGUCUCCAAGGUUUCUGGAGGCGACUUCCGUUCUCUUCCGCCGGAGGCUUGGAAAGCCAUUCAUCGGCGAUGUACGAAGGCGCCGCUGGGCGCCGAGAUCUUUAGACCGAGGCAGGAGCAUGACUUCGAGGAAGAGCCUGAAACUCCUCUUCAAGAUGAAGCCCUUGCGAGCGGAGAGAUUGCCCUCAGGCUGGCUCCUCAUGUGCAGUACGGCUGCUUCGUGGAUCGCAGUUUCGAAUGGGAUCCGUUUGACAAGCUCUCUGACGUAGAGCUUUGCAAAGAGAAGCGGUCCUUGCUGAAGAGCCCUACGUCCUUCAGCCUCGACAUUGUGCCACGCUUGCUUUUUGGACGAAGUGACUCCGUGGAUGUUCUCGUCGAGUCCGGGGUCGCGAGGUACUUGGAGUUCCAGGGCUUGAAGUCUGCCAGAGUCCUGACACCCGAAGGUCUUUUUGCAGUGCCUUUAACCAAGAGCGAAAUAUUCCAGGAUGCUCACUUGAGCAAGCCCGAAAAGAGGACGCUGAUGCGAUUCAUCACUUCCAUCCAGCCCUUCGUGGGUAGCCUUUCCUUCCAAUCUGCAGCUCAGCUGGGCGUGGAUCAGGUCCGCAAGGUAAAGGGCCCAACUGAACUUGACUCCAGCGUUCUGGGAGUUGACCUGCAAGAGCCAUGGCAUCGCUUCCUGGAGAAGCAACAACUCUCUCAGAGAUUGCAGGAGUUCAUUACCUAUUCCAUCUGCCUCUGGGACUGGUCACCACCAGGGUCCUCGUCGAAGUCGACGUCAUAUCCAUGGCCCGAGCUCUCUUGCGGUGAAGCACUUCGACGGCUCGGAAGCUUCGUUUCUUCCCUUGGUAUGUAUGGCCGUGGCACGAGUAUGCCCCUGCUCUAUCCCAUGUAUGGGGUGGCGGAGAUUGCACAGGGCUUCACCAGAAUGAGCGCACUUCAUCGGGGAACUUAUGCCUUGCGUACGCGGCCGACACACCUCCUGGCGAAGAAAGAUGAACACCAGGGCUGGCAAAUGACAGGGGUGGUCACCCAUCGCGGUGAAGUAAUACGCGCUUCUACGGUAAUUGGUUCCUGUGACCACAUCACACAAGACGGGGCCUUCGAGCAGGGGUCGGACUCGACAGCUUGCAGACGUGCAACCGUGUUGCUGGAUCGUCCACUCCUGGGAGAGGACGGCGUGAACCUAUGCGUAGUGCCGCCGAGCUCGUUUGCACCACCCUUGCAGAACGUUGUUCAGGUAUUGCAACUUGACUGGAGCACAGGUACUUGCCCCCGAGGCUAUUACGUGCAUCACCUCUCGCAAGCAUGGAUUGGGGGAGCUCCUGACGGUGCAUUUGUCGACAUAGACAAAGUCUUGGAGAGUCUUUUGGCACGAUGUGAGGAAGCUACGUGCCUGUUCCGUUGCAGGUACAUCCACAAACCAAGGCCCAUCCAGCGAUGGGGCACCGAGGAUUCACCGAUGAGGGACUGUAGCGCUGCCGGCAGCCUCGCAGUGGUAGCAGAUCCCUCCGCGGUGCCGCAGCUGGUUGUGUCAGAUGAAGUAGACGAAGCACGUCAGAUUUUCCUUGCAUGCCCAGCUGCGGCUGGCGCGCAUGCUGAUGAUUUCUUGCGAAAGCCCGAGCAUGUUGCCGAGGAGGAGCGCGGUGGGGUCAUGGAAGAGUUGGAGCUCUUCAACGAGCAGAUGCAAGAAACCAAGCAAGCUGAUACUGAGAAGCUGUGUGCUGGCGAGCCUCAGUGA
This is a messenger RNA of Symbiodinium necroappetens, 1923 nucleotides long. The record is from the annotation of a GenBank genome assembly. NCBI's taxonomy places the organism in Eukaryota, Dinophyceae, Suessiales, Symbiodiniaceae.